ACUUUGAACCUGAGAGAAGAAAAAUAGUUGUCAAAAUUCCAGUCACAUGUAGAAAUUGCCCAAUUGCAGUCAAAUAAUGGCCACAACAUGCCGCGCCAACGCCGCUCUUUUAACACAGAGCACCAUGGGUCGCAAAUUCGUUGUCGGUGGAAACUGGAAAAUGAACGGAACCAAAGCCCAAAUUAACGAAAUUUUGGGAUUCCUCAAAGCGGGUCCUUUGAACGCCGAUACUGAGGUCGUGAUCGGAGUUCCAGCAAUCUACUUGGACUACGUAAAGUCCAAUGCCCCAGCCAAUGUUGAGGUGGCUGCUCAGAAUGCGUACAAAGCCGAAAAGGGCGCGUUCACUGGCGAAACUUCGCCGUUAAUGUUGAAAGACAUUGGCGUAAACUGGGUAAUCUUGGGGCAUUCAGAACGCCGUCAGAUUUUCGGCGAAUCCGACGAAUUGAUCGCUGAAAAAGUGGCUUUUGCAUUGAGCAACGGACUGAAAGUAAUCGCUUGCAUCGGGGAAACUCUGGACGAAAGGGACGCGGGUAAAACUGAGGAGGUUGUCUUCAGGCAGACCCAAGCCAUCGCAAAUCAAAUCAAGGAUUGGUCCAAUGUGGUACUAGCUUAUGAGCCCGUCUGGGCGAUUGGUACUGGGAAAACCGCCACGCCCCAGCAAGCUCAGGAAGUCCAUCAGUCGCUACGCCAGUGGAUUUCCAAAAAUAUUAGCCCUGAGGUGGCGAACGCUGUCCGAAUCCAAUACGGCGGUUCGGUAACAGGGGCAAAUGCAAAGGAACUGGGAUCUCAAGCCGAUAUUGAUGGCUUUCUGGUUGGAGGAGCUUCCUUGAAGCCAGAGUUUGUCAGUAUUGUUAAUGCCAGACAGUAACUGGCAAACUGAUAGAUCCAGGAGUGGCAGAACCGUUCCCAGCUGUAAAACCUCAUGGUUUUUCGUUCAUUAGAAUGCUGCUUCCGAAAA
Molecule: messenger RNA, 958 nt
Organism: Dendroctonus ponderosae (mountain pine beetle)
Lineage: Eukaryota; Metazoa; Arthropoda; Insecta; Coleoptera; Curculionidae
Gene: Tpi
Product: triosephosphate isomerase
Exons: 3
Coding region: 77-868 (263 amino acids)
Biological process (GO): glycolytic process; glycerol catabolic process; glyceraldehyde-3-phosphate biosynthetic process
Cellular component (GO): cytosol
Molecular function (GO): triose-phosphate isomerase activity
Source: RefSeq, a predicted model, not a curated record